Molecule: messenger RNA, 828 nt
Organism: Priceomyces carsonii
Lineage: Eukaryota; Fungi; Ascomycota; Pichiomycetes; Serinales; Debaryomycetaceae
Exons: 1
Coding region: 1-828 (275 amino acids)
Source: RefSeq, a predicted model, not a curated record
AUGCUAAAGGGUACGCCAGGCAAGAUUUUGCCAAUGCUUAAGUUGAGACCCAAGUUAAUUAUUAGCGACUGGGAUGAAACAAUCACGCUGGAAGAUACUAUAAAACUUGUAUCUGAGGCUGCUUACCUUGCGAAGCCGAAUUUUCAACCUCCAUUUAAUCACUUUCUUCAAGUGUAUAAAGCUGCGUACGAAGAUUUCAACAAUAAAUUUUUAGUGAGAGAAGGUAGAAGAGACACCAUAGAAAAGGAAAUCAAAUACCAGAUUGCUGAACGGCAAGUCGAACAGACCUCAAUUGACGAAAUGGUUCGCAGGGGUCUCUUUGCGGGUAUUACUCCAUCACAAUUUGCAUCUCAGGCAGAAAAAGUUAAGUUGAGACCAGGAGUUGUGAAGUUUUUUGAGCAUUGUGAACGAUUAGAAAUUCCUGUAGUAAUACUUAGUAUCAACUGGACAUCCAUAAUCAUCAAAGAAGCACUUAAAUUAAAUGGCAUUCGGUUAAACAACGUUGACAUAAUCGUUAAUGAGAUUGCCUUUGAAGAUGGAAAAUCAACUGGUGAAUGGCUACCAAAUCCAAAUAUUAGAACAGGCAUCGAUAAACUAAAUGUUGUGAAAUCAUUAAGCUCGCUUCACGGGGAAACUUGGUACAUUGGAGACUCGUCAACAGAUUUGCUCUCUGUAUUAGAAGCCAAUAAAGGGAUCAUUAUGAAAAGUGAAUCAAUUCUCAAACACUUGAACGAUCUAGCUAUUAAGUUCCAACCCUUAAGAUCUCCUCUAGACGAUGCUACAAGUAUUUUCGUUGGCGAUUGGGAGGACAUUACCAAUGCUUUAUAG